CAUGGCGAGACAAGAGCUCUUAGCUUGCGUUUUCUUAGCCCUGGUGCUGGGUAUCAAUUCACUGAGCUGUCCAUCGCCAUUUACUCAAGUUGGCAACAAGUGCUACCACGUGAAUUUACAAAAGGCCAACUGGCAUGUUGCCGAUCGCAGCUGUAGAAAACUCGGAGGCGAUCUAAUGGUUCUAGCCGAUGAAGAGGACAAGCUCCUUACAACCGCAUACCUUAAGAGUUUGGGGCUUCAGUUCACCCAAAGUUGGCGACAUUCCGUUUGGGUUGGCAUCAAUUGCCUGGGAAACCGGCGCACGUUCCUCCGGUCCAAAAAUGGGGAUAGUAUUCCCUAUUUGAACUGGGUGCCACGCCAGCCGGACAACGCUUCUCCCGAAGAGGAUUGUGUGGGAUUCGCCCUCUUUAAUGGGGAAUACGGGUACCACGAUAUAGAGUGCAAGGUCGAGUUUCCUUUUGUGUGUGAGAGGAUUUUAGAAGAGGAUUAUCUCUGCCUCAAGAGGGAACUGUUCUUUGAGGCAUAUUUGUAGAGCUAUAACAUUAAAUAAAUGAAUGUAUUCAGACCACAGUGAAA
Messenger RNA from Drosophila rhopaloa, 576 nucleotides. RefSeq names its product C-type lectin 37Db (gene lectin-33A). Gene Ontology annotation, molecular function: signaling receptor activity. Lineage: Eukaryota; Metazoa; Arthropoda; Insecta; Diptera; Drosophilidae. The record is from RefSeq and is a predicted model, not a curated record. The coding region runs from base 2 to 532 and encodes 176 amino acids. The transcript has 2 exons.